CACACGCGGCUCCAUCCCUUUAGUUGAUACGGUGGCUACAAUGCAUCAGUCCGGCGUACUGCACGGCGAGCUUUACACAUACGGUCAGAUAUACUGUAAAUAUUCGUCAGCUGCCCAGUUUCCCAUCGGAUCAACGCUAAAACCUUCAAACUAAAAAGAUGGGUUAGACGGAGGAUGCGCCGAUCAGCCGUUUUCACUUCUUCGAGACCAUGGGGAACUCGACUUUCUAUUUCUACCAAGGCACCAUGACAAUGAUCAGGAAAGAAAAUAGAGACGGGAACUGAUUUUCUCCCCUGUUCUUUCAUUUUCUUCCUUUUUGUUUUUUUUUUGAGAAAUGAUUGCAGAGUUGGUGUCCAGCGCCGUGGCUUUGGUCCUGUAUCUCAACACCCUGGGCGCUGAUUUCUGCUACGAUGACAGCCGUGCAAUCAAAACGAACCAGGACCUGCUCCCAGAGACCCCCUGGAUCAGCAUCUUCUACAACGACUUCUGGGGGACCCUCCUCACCCACAGUGGCAGCCACAAGUCAUACCGGCCCCUCUGCACACUCUCCUUCCGACUGAACUAUGUCUUGGGAGGUUUGGAUCCCUGGGGCUACCAUUUGGUCAACGUGAUGCUCCACUGCGUCGUCACCGGCCUCUUCGCCCGCCUCUGUCGCCCCCUGCUGGGCGGGGGCCUCUGGACACUGGUGGCCGGGUUGCUCUUUGCCUCGCACCCUGUACACACGGAAGCGGUGGCAGGCGUGGUGGGCCGGGCCGACGUGGGGGCAGCGCUGCUGUUCCUGCUGUCAUUGCUGUGCUACGCUCGCCACUGCGCACUCAGGCUCGCCACAACGCGCUCCUGGGCCUGGUUCCUGGCCAGUCUGGCCUGUGCUGCCUUCAGCAUGCUGUGGAAGGAGCAGGGUGUCACCGUGCUGGCCGUGGCCGCCCUCUACGAUGUCUUCAUCGUCCACCGUCUCAGCUUCCGGCAAAUCAUCACCCUCCUCUGCAAGAGGAAUAACGUGGCUCUUUUGCGCAGCCUGAUUCUGCUGGCAGUCUGGGGGGCUGUUCUGCUGGUGACCCGCCUGCACUGGAUGGGCAGCACGCCGCCCAACUUCUCCAACUCGGACAACCCAGCAGCCGACUCUCCCAGCUUCCUGACCAGGACCCUGACCUUCCUCUACCUGCCAGCAGCCAACGCGUGGCUGUUGCUGUGCCCAGACACCCUGAGCUUUGAUUGGUCGAUGGACACCCUGCCCCUCCUCACCAGUACUUCUGAUUGGAGGAAUCUGCAUACUGUGGCAUUCUAUCUAGGAUUACUGCUCCUAGCUCGGUUUGGCCUUCGAGGUCCUGCCGUGGCCAAGGAGGCCAACGGCAAAGCCCUCAUCUCAAAUGGCAAGUCCAGCGCCAACGGGCACAGUUGCCAGGUCGAUUCGGAGCACAUCAACUCAAACCCAGCACCUCUAAACAGUACAGAGAAUGGCACAGAACCCAACUGUGCGACACCGAACCUCCUGCCCAGCACAGAAAACGUUGUGAUGUUCUCCCUGGGCCUGAUGUCCGUCCCCUUCCUCCCCGCCACUAACCUUUUCUUCUACGUGGGCUUCGUGAUUGCCGAGCGGGUCCUCUACAUACCCAGCAUGGGUUCCUGCCUUCUGCUGACUUUGGCCAUGAGGUCCCUGCAAGUCCGCCUACGGAAGACGUCCUCCAAGACCAUAGUGCUGUACUGCAGCGCCAGCUUGGUCAUAUUCUACGGGGUCAAAACCGUCUUGAGAAACCAGGAUUGGCACAAUGAGGAGAUGCUGUAUAGGUCAGGGAUCACUGUAAACCCUGCCAAAGCUUGGGGGAACCUCGGGAACGUCCUGAAGAACCAGGGCAAGACCGCGGAGGCCGAGCAGGCCUACAGGAACGCCCUCUACUGCCGGAGGAACAUGGCGGACAUGCUGUAUAAUCUGGGUUUGCUGCUACAAGAAAACAACAGAUUUUCUGAGGCGCUACAUUACUACAGGCUGGCUGUCGGGAGCAGGCCGACUCUGGCUUCUGCUUACUUGAACACAGGAAUCAUCCUGAUGAACCAAGGCCACCUAGACGAAGCUAGGAGAACGUUCCUCACAUGUGCCGACAUCCCUGAUGAGAACCUGAAGGAUCCUCAUGCUCACAGGAGCUCCGUGACCAGCUGCCUCUACAACCUGGGCAAACUUCUCCAUGAACAGGGCCAUCAGGAGGAGGCCCUGUUGGUCUACAAAGAGGCAAUACAGAAAAUGCCAAGGCAAUUUGCACCUCAGAGCCUGUACAAUAUGAUGGGAGAGGCCUACAUGAGGCUGAACCGACUGCCCGAGGCCGAACACUGGUACAGGGAGUCUCUGAGGGUCAAGCCCGACCACAUCCCUGCCCACCUGACCUACGGGAAGCUCUUGGCGCUCAUGGGACAGAAGGUGGAGGCAGAAAGGUACUUUCUGAAGGCUGUUCAGCUGGACCCAGCUAAAGGGAGCUGCUACAUGCAUUAUGGCCAGUUUCUUCUAGAAGAGUCUCGGCUGGCCGAGGCCGCGGAGAUGGCUGAGAUGGCCGCCCAGCUGGAGAGCAGCGAGUUCGAUGUGGUCUUCAACGCGGCCCACAUGCUCAGGCAGGCGAGUCUCCAUCAUACCGCUGAGAAGUAUUAUGGCCUUGCAGCAAGCCUGAGGCCAGACUAUCCAGCAGCCUUAAUGAACCUGGGCGCGAUUCUCCACCUCAAUGGGAAGCUCCAGGAGGCCGAGGCCAAUUAUCUCAGAGCCCUCCAGUUGAAGCCAGAUGACACCAUCACGCAGUCCAACCUGCGAAAGCUGUGGAACAUUAUGGAGAAGCAAGGCCUGAAGACCAGGGGCUCCUUGCCAUGAGCUGUAUCGAGCCCCGUGGGACGCAAGCUGCUGAAGACGUCAGACUGUUCCUCAGACAGACCGGUGGGCCGCGCCAUUCAGAGCCUAACGCUCCUCUGACGUUCAGCACUAGACUUGGAAUGGGCCCUGGGUUUGUGGCCGGUCCUCUGAUGAGCUUGAUUUGAUUACUACUUCUUUUGAAUUACUAAUUUCAUUUUUAUUCUCUGCUGAUUUUGACCAUGGGCGAUGCAUUAAAGACUGAGAAAUCAAUUAUAUAGAUGUACAAUUAUACAGGGUUUGAGUUUAUAACCAGGGUUAAUCGCUUUGUAAGUUGAAACGAAAUCAAGUUAGUCAAACUGAAGCGUUUCUCAAAUUUUGAUUGUGUUUGACAUCUGCCACUGUUGUCUUAGGUUAAGGGUACUUCUGCAGAAAGCUCAAAAAACCAAAAAGGUUUGAGAGAAAUGUCAAAUCUGACAAAUUAUUUCCUCGUCUAGCUUUUCCGGUGUGACAUUAUACACGAAUUGUAGAUACAGUGAGAUAAAGUGCUUGGAUUUUGGCAAAGUAAGGUAGCGACAUACUGAAGGUAUUCAGAUGAUUACGCAUGUAAACAUCUGCAGCCUGGAUUCCGACAGCCUGCCCGGAACGCAUCCUGGAAACGAUUGAGUGUCACUGCGCGCGUGGAGAGCAGGUGACGUGUCGCAUGUCCUGGUAGGACAAACAGCAUUUCAGAGAGCAACUGUCAGCAAAGUCAAGUGACUGAAUAGGACUUAAUCUUAAUCAUUUCAGGUCGUACGUCGAUCAUGAGAAACACAUAUAAGUAUUAAGGAAGCUGGGAACAUGUUGAGUAGCCGGAUGCAGAUUUUUGUGACACCGUGUCAGGCAGAGGGGACCAUUGACAGCUGUAGCCACGCCCACCAGCGUUCUGCUCUGUCCUCCUCCAUCCUCAACGAUGCUGAAAAUUCCCCCACCCCCCCAGCGAUCCAGGCCAGGCUACCAACCCCCACCAUUAAAUGUGGAGGUUUAGAACACAAGACGCUUCCUCUCAAUCACUGAUAUGUUCUAAGUAAUGCGUGUCAAACAGGAGCUUGUUAGCGUCUUAGGCUGUGGCGGACAAUUCCCAUAACCAAACAGACCUACGCUAUAACUGUUGCACUCUUAACAAUGCACAACCACAGAGUUUUUUCCUAUUUAUGGAUACUUAAAUAUGUAGCAUAUUUUGCUAUAUUUGUUUAAGUGUCUAAGUCCUCGUAUUGUUCGUAUAUACUUUUAAUAUAUUAAGCUGUUGCUUUAAGCAAGGGUGAAGUACAGACUAGCAAGGAAAGAACGUAAAGAAGGUUGUUUUGAUGUGAUAAUUUAUGACUGUCAUUUUUUGUUCUGCAUUAUUUUGUUCUGUUAGGGUGUAAUAUUUUGUUGAAUUGAUGGUGAAAAUAAUCUUUGAUAAUUGUAACAUUGUCCUGAAAUUUGUUUGUCUUCUUGCCAUCGCAAAGCUGUUCUUGAGAUGCAGGCAGUUAUAUGACUGACAUUGUUUGUUUCCUGUUCGUUUAAGGUUGUUUAAAUUAUUGCAGUGUGUGCGUGUUUGUGUGUGUGAGAGAGAGCGUGUUACCUUAGCUAGUAAACCAGCUGGCACUGUGUUGUAAAAAGGUUUUAUCUGAAGGAGCCACUGACAUAUUGCUUUUGUAGAUAUCGGUGGAAACAGGAAUCUGCAGGAUUUACUAUGUGGAGGCUGUGUAUUAACAUAAGGCAGUGCUGUGAAAAAGAUACUUGGCAAACAAAUUAUAACCAGGUUCACCACAUUUUGUUAGUCUGACGUAUUCAUUUGCCACCAUAGGAAAAAUAAUAGUAACAACUGAAUUAUUUUGAAGCACAUCAAAAUGAGUGUGAAUGAUUAUGUAUGUAAACAGGCUUAGUUAAUCAACGGUACAUCAACCAGUCAUCCUGUUUGAAACUGAAAGGUGAAAUUCUGGUUUGGUUUUCAAUAUUUAGUCAGUACUUACAACUUGAUUCAUUAAAUGCCAGUGUACAGAUGUAAGAAAUGUACAAAAAUGUUGAACUUCCUUCCAUGAAAGAGUGAGUACUGCCUAGCAGAUGGUAUUGUAUAUGAUUGGCGAUGAGUGUUCAAAACGCAUUCGUGUUUCGCAGUGUUUUCUUGGGUCAGUUCUACACAGUACAUGACCUCACUUGUUUUUCACUGCAGCACUGCAGAGGUCUGAAUGACAUGUGACACAGCAAACGCUGGCAGCGUGGUUUCACUAAGGCUUGUUGCCAUGGUGUCUGUACAAGAUUAUUCAGUUUGGCCACAAAGGACACCAUGCUUAGACAGUACUGUGUGUAUAAUUUACUUGUUCUUCAUGUGUAAAAACUGUUUAAAAAGCUAGUAAAAAAUGGAAAAAAAAAUCUUUUAAAGAAAUGUGUCAUUAUGUGUCUGCUCAGGGAUUUAAGUCUGGGUGUUCAGAAUCGUGCUGACGUGGAAAUGUUAACACGCUGGCAUGAGUUUAUUAAAUUAAAGGUUUUAUUUUUUGAAAACGGUUGUAUUUGUAUAAAUUAUCAAAAUUUGUAGCCAUUUUUUGUAAUACAAAAGGCAUUUGUUUGCCAGACUAGGCUCUCCAAAAUGUUUUUUUCACCAAUAAAAUAAUAGUAACAUGGA
This is a messenger RNA of Paramormyrops kingsleyae, 5471 nucleotides long. RefSeq names its product protein O-mannosyl-transferase TMTC2-like. Gene Ontology annotation, molecular function: mannosyltransferase activity; protein binding. Gene Ontology annotation, biological process: protein O-linked glycosylation via mannose. Gene Ontology annotation, cellular component: endoplasmic reticulum membrane. The record is from RefSeq and is a predicted model, not a curated record. Lineage: Eukaryota; Metazoa; Chordata; Actinopteri; Osteoglossiformes; Mormyridae.